Messenger RNA from Maylandia zebra (zebra mbuna), 1184 nucleotides. It is a transcript of the gene tm4sf4, whose product is annotated as transmembrane 4 L six family member 4. Gene Ontology annotation, cellular component: membrane. The record is from RefSeq and is a predicted model, not a curated record. Lineage: Eukaryota; Metazoa; Chordata; Actinopteri; Cichliformes; Cichlidae.
GGUGAAGCAGACGCAUCAUUCAAAAGGUCUGAGAUUUGGUGUUGUUGGUGUCGUCGGGAGCUGUCGAAACAUCAGCGUCAGAAUGUGUUCGGGUGGCUUUGCUAGAUGUCUGGGGUUCACUCUGAUACCCUUGUGCAUUGUGUGUGUGCUCUGCAACAUCCUGCUCUUCUUUCCCGGAGGAAAGUCGGUGGACAGUAAAAACAUCACAGACCAGGUCUGGUACUUUGGAGGCAUUCUGGGAUCUGGAGUGCUGAUGAUCUUCCCUGCUCUGGUCUUCCUGGGUCUGAAGAACAAUGACUGCUGCGGUUGCUGUGGCAAUGAAAGCUGUGGUCGGAGAUUCGCGAUGUUGAGUUCGAUGCUGUUUGCAGGUAUUGGUGUUGUUGGUGCCGGUUACUCAGUUAUAGUCUCAGCGGUGGCCAUCAACCGUGGACCUAAGUGUUCCUUUUUUAUAAACGGCACCACACUCGACUGGGGCUAUCCUUUCUCCAAUGGAGACUACCUAGGCAACGCAACUUUGAGGGAUACUGUGUGUCAAGAGCCAGCGGGUGUGGUGCCCUGGCAUCUGUCUCUCUUCUCUGUGCUGCUGGUCAUGGGUCUGAUCCAGGUGGUGCUGUGUGCUUUUCAGGUGGUAAACGGCCUGCUGGGAGCUCUGUGCGGGGACUGCUGUGGAGGGGGUGAUGAGCACUGAGCACUGCAUGUGGCUGAAGGUUGCUGACUUUCCUGGUUCCAGAUGAUCCGACUCUUGCUUAAGACUAAGUAAUAUAGCAGUGAUAUUUUGUCAAAAAGCUCAUUGAUUCCAAUGUGGGAUUUAUCAGAAAACACUGGAAAUGACACGAGCUCUUUAAGAGUUUCCUAUUUCUUUUUUAAUGAACACAGAUGAGUCUGUCUUCGUGAAUCUGCUAUGCUGCAAAUAAUUUCCAACACUAGCCACUGUAGUCCCUGAUUUACUGCUAUGUGGGUUAGUUUUGUAGAAUUAAACUUGCUUUAAUUCAAUAAGAAAAUAUAUUUAAUGUCAUAUUUUAUGUCAUAUUUUAUUUUUUCAAUUUUCUUUCUUGUGUAGUCAAACAAAUGUAACUCCUAAAAGUGGCUUCUUUUAUAGAGGAGUUUUAUCUGUUGCUUGACUGCCUCCUGCUGGGGAAGAUGUAAAUUUACCUACACCAUUAAAAAAUAACGUCUUACAGAGA